UGCAUGCAUGCUCUAUUUUUAUGUAUCUCGAGACCUUUAUGAGCACUGAAACUUUCUAGUUUAGACUUGACUAUAAUAGGUGAAUAAGAAGUGACACAACAUAAGCGUAAAGGCUGGAGAUGUCAUUCUGAACCUUCAUUUUAUAAAGGUCUGUUAAAGUGAUCCUGCUGCAAAACAAAAAGGCCCUGCUGUCGAGUAAAAUCCUCAUUGUUUUGGUGGAUGUGAUAUUUUUAAGAGCAAGAAUGAGUUUAAACAAUGUUCCGUCUAAAGCAGAGGUGAUGGGAUGGAAUCCACAAAGUCUCGCUGACUACCUGAAGAAGCUUAAGUUAUCAGGCUGUGACAAAGUAGUAAUGAAGGGCUGCAUAAAUGGAGUACAGUUUCUGCAAAUGGCAGAGCGAGACUUCCAUGUGUUCUCACCCCUUUAUUUUCCAAUAAUCACUAAGAUCCAAAGAGAAAUCAACAACGGGGAGCAGAGGAAGGCCUUUGGUCUUAAAUUAAAGCCACAAAAGUCUCCAACACAAGCAUUUGUACAGGACAAAAAAAUGUUUGAGUCUGAUGAGUUUGACAGUGAAAGUGAUAAUGACUAUGAGAGUCCAGAGCAGGAGGAAGACGACGAUCGCUACAUCUGUGCUCUGGCUGAGGCACAAACAGUUGAGCAACAAGACAGUGAAGAGUCCUUUGACGGUAACUACAGGCCACUUGACUCUGCAGAAACAAUGAAGCCACCUCGGCCCCCAAGAGCAUCUAAACUUCAGGGCUCUCACUCCAGAGAUCCUGCUCACGAUCCAUCUCCUGCUGAAAGAACCUCAAAACCUCCACUUCCUCGAAGAAUGAACCCCUCCCCUCAGAGACCUUUAAAAACACCAGCACCACCACCACCCAGCCAGCCCAACUUGCAUAUUGACAGGAGCAAGAAGCCUGGACAACCCACCCCAACCCAGAGAGCCCCUCCAAAUUCAAAGGGCAGCACUGUCAAGGCUCUGCACUCAUCCACCCUAAAACUCCCUAAACCAUGGACCCCCAAACCCAGUGACAGAACAAGUAAGCUCAGUCUAUCUCCCCCGGUGCCAACACAACCGACUACAAUUAAUUAUUCAAUACUGAGGCAAAAACAGGGUUUGGAUCCCAGCUGGUAUGGAGGAAAGGUGACCAGACAUCAAGCUGAAGCCGCUCUCAGAGAGAUGAACAAGGAUGGGGCAUUUGUGGUAAGGGACAGCUCAAAAGGCUCUGCUGACCACCCCUACACCCUGAUGCUGCUGAAGGAAGGAAAGGUUUACAACAUUAAGAUCCGUAACCAAGGCGGCUCCUACUCCCUCGGCAAUGGCCUCAACAAUAAGAAUUUCCCUGGGGUGGAGGAGAUGAUUACCCAUCACAAACACACCCCACUGCUGCUCAUUGAUGCCACAGACCAGAGCUCUGAAGGGCACAGCCAGAGUUGUCUGCUGUACCCUGCGGGAUCCUGACCACUACCAACACCAGGCUUAAUUUUCAGGUCAAGCUGGGAGUGGCUGCUUCGGUGUGUCUUCGAUCUUUCAGAAACGCCAGCUUGUCAGGACAGCCAACACAAACGAUCAGAUCACACUGCCUCUGCUGGGUUCGCA
Messenger RNA from Lates calcarifer (barramundi perch), 1601 nucleotides. RefSeq names its product lymphocyte cytosolic protein 2b (gene lcp2b). The record is from RefSeq and is a predicted model, not a curated record. Gene Ontology annotation, biological process: cell surface receptor protein tyrosine kinase signaling pathway; intracellular signal transduction. The coding region runs from base 243 to 1463 and encodes 406 amino acids. NCBI's taxonomy places the organism in Eukaryota, Metazoa, Chordata, Actinopteri, Centropomidae. The transcript has 15 exons.